UGCAUGUUUUUCGAACUUGGACAAGCGUCGAUAAUCGCUUGUAAAAGUGUACGAUGUGUCAGUUUACUUUUACGUCUUUUUCUUAAAACAAUAAAACACUGAAAAAGAUUUUGCACACAAAACUUGUUUGGUGUAAAGUUGGUUGUUUUUGACAAUUUUGACAAGUAAUCAAAUGUGCAAUGUAGUAUCUAGUAACAGACACCGAAGAAGAGGAAAAAGAAGUCACUUCAUAACAUUUCACCGUGUUUUGUGAACAGAAGCCUACAAAAAAUGUUGAAGCGUAACUUUUUAAAGACAUCGUGGUGCAGAUUACGAACACGGUAUGUGCACAAAAACGUUUCUCCUCCUGAGCGAGAAUUCAAAAUUAAGGAUUGCGAAAUCGCGAAAAUACGCAACAUUGGUAUACUGGCCCAUAUUGACGCUGGAAAAACCACAACAACCGAACGAAUGUUGUUCUACUCGGGUCUCAUCAAAGAUAUGGGAGAGGUGCAUCACGGGAACACCGUGACCGAUUACAUGGAGCAGGAACGUCAACGCGGAAUAACAAUCACCUCAGCCGCUGUUUCGUUUAACUGGAAAGACUAUCGGUUUAACUUGAUCGACACUCCCGGUCAUAUCGACUUCACUAUGGGAGUCGAACAAACUCUGCAGAUAUUAGACGGCGCGAUUGUGAUCUUGGACGGUUCCGCUGGCGUGGAAGCUCAAACAAUAACGGUUUCCAGACAAGCGGACAGAUACGAUAUACCGCGGAUUAUUUACGUUAAUAAAAUGGACAGAGCCGACGCGGAUUUUGACAUGAGUUUAAGGUCUAUUGAAUCUAAAUUAAACGUAGAGACGUUACCUAUACACAUCCCCGUGAAAGAAGCGGGAGUUCUAGAAGGUAUUGUGGAUCUGAUAACUAUGGAAAAGUUAAUGUUUGACAAAAAGUGUCAGGGCAUGAAUUUGAUCAAGACGAAACUGACUGAAAAGGACGACGGAAAGCUGUGGAACAUCGCUUCUGAGAAACGGUUGAUAUUGACAGACAAGUUGUCAAGCUUGGACGAUCAAUUGGCUGAUGUUAUCAUAGAACAAGAGUCUCUGGAGAACGUGCAACCGCAGAUGUUGGUCGAUUCUCUGCGUAGAGUCACUUUGAGCAGAAAAGGCGUGCCCGUAACAUUGGGAAGUUCCUACAAGAAUACAGGGGUUCAACCUCUGAUGGACAGCGUCGUUCUCUAUCUGCCAUCACCGGCGAACGUGAGCAACUCGAAACCUUAUCGUUGCUUCGAGAACAAUCUGUCGGCUAGAGUGUUCAAAAUCGUUCACGAUAGUCUACGGGGUCCGAUAACGUUCUUCCGGAUCUACUCUGGCAGCAUGAAGAAAAGCCAGAAGCUGUACAACGUGACGCGCGAGCAGAGCGAACAGUGCACGCGCCUUUACAUUGCAUGCGCCGAUGACUACGAGGAGGUGGCCGAAGUGAGUCGUGGCAAUAUCGCGGCCGUAGCUGGACUCAAAGGUACCGUUACAGGCGACCUAGUGACGAGCAACAUGUCUGCUGCCAAUCGCGCCAAACAAAUCAUGUCGAAAGCAAACCCGGACCAGCCAGAUUACGUGAGGAACUUCUUCGCGUCCGGAGUCAACCUGCCCGAUCCGGUGUUCUUCUGUUCCAUUGAACCGCCGUCUCUGUCAACUCAAUCCGCUCUCGAGACCGCGCUACAAGAGUUGCAGAGAGAGGAUCCCAGUUUGCGCGUGAAAAUCGAAUCAGAUACGGAUCAGAUUGUUCUCUCGGGGAUGGGCGAGCUGCAUAUAGACAUUAUCAAGGAGAGGAUCAGAAGUGAGUACAAGAUCGAUGUGGACCUGGGCCCUUUGCAGAUCGCCUAUAAGGAAACAGUCCAAGAUCCAAUCAAAGAUACGCUGGUCCUGGAACACAAAGUCGGUCAGACAAAACAUCACGUUAGCAUAACUAUGUCCUUGAUUCCCAACUACGAGGAAAAAGAGAAAUUGCUCUUGGACAGAUCCACUCCCGACAACGCAUCGAACAUUGACGCCAUUCAUCCGCGAAUAAUGAACGCCAUCAAGAACGGCGUGAACGCCGCGUUGUUGCACGGGGUAAGGUUGAGCUGCCCGGUGGUCAACGUCGGUGUUAAACUGCACUGGUUGGAGGUGACGCGUGGCACUUCGGACACCAUCGUCUCUGCUGCCACCUCGCAGUGCAUUCGAAAGUUACUCCAAAACGGAAACAGCAUAUUACUAGAACCCAUUAUGCGAUUGGAGAUCGUAGCACCAGAGGAAUAUUCCUCAAAUAUCAAUAAUGAUCUCAAUCGUAGACGAGCGGAAAUGCAAGAGAUUGCCAUGCGUGGCAACAAUAAGAUAAUGAGAUAUCUAGCGCCGUUGUCAGAAUUAUUGGGAUAUUCGACAACGCUGCGCAUCGUCACGUCGGGAAACGCGACAUUUUCGUUGGAGUUCAACCACUAUCAACAAAUGAGCGCCAUUGACGAGGAGGAGGCGAUCGAAAAGGCCAGAGGAUUCUGAAUCUUGGAUAACGAAGAACAACAAAAGUAACGAAUUUUCUAAAGAAGAGAAUUUCAAUUUUAAUUAAUUUUAUUUUUUCAAUCUAAUCAAAAUAUAUUGCAACAUUUAUCAUUGGUGCGUUACAAUCUCCAUAUAUUUUCGACAGCGACCACUAAGCACAACACGAAAAAACAAUCAAAUCGGAGAAUUUCUCUCGACUAAAAAAGAACUCACCGUGUGUCUCGUGAUUUUCGUGCGUCCUAGUUUAACAGUCGCGUACAAAUAUAUUAAUAUUGCUUAAGAUCAUGCAAAAUGUCAUACAUAGUAAAAUACAUGUAUGUUGUGUAUAUAUUAUAAUCGUAUGGAGGGAUUAAAUGUUAUAAUAAUGUCGCGUGAAAAACUGGAAAAAAAAAAAAAACAACAGUCGCAUGUAUAAAAACGAUUUUUUGUCGCAGGUAGUGAACGAGGAUCUUCAGUUUUUGUACGUACACGAAUGUACGCAAAACAAAAAAGAAUGAAUACAUUGGAGAUCUGUAAAAUU
Molecule: messenger RNA, 3028 nt
Organism: Pseudomyrmex gracilis
Lineage: Eukaryota; Metazoa; Arthropoda; Insecta; Hymenoptera; Formicidae
Gene: mRRF2
Product: ribosome-releasing factor 2, mitochondrial
Exons: 5
Coding region: 271-2508 (745 amino acids)
Biological process (GO): ribosome disassembly; mitochondrial translation
Cellular component (GO): mitochondrion
Molecular function (GO): GTPase activity; translation elongation factor activity; GTP binding
Source: RefSeq, a predicted model, not a curated record